Messenger RNA from Adineta steineri, 507 nucleotides. Lineage: Eukaryota; Metazoa; Rotifera; Eurotatoria; Adinetida; Adinetidae. The record is from the annotation of a GenBank genome assembly.
AUGAAUGUUGAUGUAGAGAUUUGUGUGCAUCCACGUCUAACCACUGCUACACAUCCUCAACAUAUAAAUAACAUCCAUGCAAAUCUACUCAAACAAAGAGGUGUUCUCAACUAUCAUCAUCAAUUUAGAGAAUUUAGUUAUUUUAGAAGAAAAUAUAUAUUAUUUACUGAAGGAUUAGUUGAACGAACAUGUCCUUACAAUGACAAAAUUAAUAUCGAUUGUGUUCGUUCUAUUGAAAUUCGACUUGAAAAAGUUAUUGAGAAUUGUGCAACAUAUUUUCCAAAUAUAACUGAACUUAAAAUUUCAUCUAUGAAUAUAAAUCAAAAUGAAAUUUUCAAUAGUUUACAAUAUAUUCUUCCUUUACAACAACUGACUACUUUAUUAAUUAAUGAUCCGAAAUGUAAUCUUGAAAAGAUGAUUGAAUUAUUACAUUAUCUACCUAAACUUUCAAGUUUAACAAUUCAACAUAUAUUAAUUCAUGAGAACGAUCUAGUAUGUAUUCAAUAA